GCAUGGUUCCACUGGGAAUAACGAGGGCUCUGAUUCGCUGGCUGAAGAGAUCAUCACCCCAGAGAUCCGAGAGAAGCUGAUCAGACUGCAGCAUGAGAACAACAUGUUGAAGCUGGCCCAGGAGGGGUCCGAUAACGAGAAGAUCGCUCUGCUGCAGAGUCUACUGGAGGACGCUAACAGCAGGAAGAAUGAACUGGAGACAGAAAACAGACUGGUGAACCAGAGACUGAUUGAGGGUCAGAGUCAGGUGGAGGAGCUGCAGAGGAAUCUUCAGGAACAGGGCUCCAAAGCAGAGGAUGUGAGUACCACUAAACUGAUCUCAGAUCAGACCAUCUUCAGGAACAGGGCUCCAAAGCAGAGGAUGUGAGUAGCACUAAACUGAUCUCAGAUCAGACCAUCUUCAGGAACAGGGCUCCAAAGCAGAGGAUGUGAGUACCACUAAACUGAUCUCAGAUCAGACCCUCAGCCCAUCUUCAGGAACAGGGCUCCAAAGCAGAGGAUGUGAGUAGCACUAAACUGAUCUCAGAUCAGACCCUCAGCCCAUCUUCAGGAACAGGGCUUCAAAGCAGAGGAUGUGAGUACCACUAAACUGAUCUCUGAUCAGACCAUCUUCAGGAACAGGGCUCCAAAGCAGAGGAUGUGAGUAGCACUAAACUGAUCUCAGAUCAGACCAUCUUCAGGAACAGGGCUCCAAAGCAGAGGAUGUGAGUAGCACUAAACUGAUCUCAGAUCAGACCAUCUUCAGGAACAGGGCUUCAAAGCAGAGGAUGUGAGUACCACUAAACUGAUCUCUGAUCAGACCAUCUUCAGGAACAGGGCUCCAAAGCAGAGGAUGUGAGUAGCACUAAACUGAUCUCAGAUCAGACCAUCUUCAGGAACAGGGCUCCAAAGCAGAGGAUGUGAGUACCACUAAACUGAUCUCAGAUCAGACCCUCAGCCCAUCUUCAGGAACAGGGCUCCAAAGCAGAGGAUGUGAGUAGCACUAAACUGAUCUCAGAUCAGCCUCUCGGACCAUCUCACCUGCUGCUGUUUUAUAGAGACGGUUUAUUACAUUACAACGAUCAGAACAACUAUUAAAGAAUUGGAAACUACAGAACCUGUCAUCCUGGGGGGUGUUCACAUUACACUACAGAACCCCCUGUCAUCCUGGGGGUGUUCACAUUACACUACAGAACCCCCUACAACACCCUGUCAUCCUGGGGGUGUUCACAUUACACUACAGAA
Molecule: messenger RNA, 1224 nt
Organism: Salmo salar (Atlantic salmon)
Lineage: Eukaryota; Metazoa; Chordata; Actinopteri; Salmoniformes; Salmonidae
Source: RefSeq, a predicted model, not a curated record